GCCAUUUUUGCCGUAGAUGGUCGAUCCCGGUCGGUGGACAAACGGGAGUGGACAAUUUUGGCUCGAAUUUGGUCGACCCAGGUCCGCAAUCCCGACUGCAACUGGCCGAACGGCAGCUGGCCAUUUUGGCCGUAGGUAGUCGAUCCCGGUCGGUGGACAAACGGGAGUGGACAAUUUUGGUUCGAAUUUGGUCGACCCAGGUCCGCAAUCCCGACUGCAACUGGCCGAACGGCAGCUGGCCAUUUUGGCCGUAGGUAGUCGAUCCCGGUCGGUGGACAGACGGAGAGUGGACAAUUUUGGGUCGAAGUUGGUUGACCCAGGUCCGCAAUCCGGACUGCAACUGGUUGAACGGCAGCCGGCCACUUUGGAAGUAGGUAUCCCGGCCGUUGGACACACGGAGAGUGGACAAUUCUGGUUCGAAGUUGGUUGAACCGGGUCCGCAAUCCAGACAGCAACUGGCCGAACAGCCAGGGGCGAAAACAGCCCUCUUCGCGCGCCGGAAAACUGAUCUGGCCGAACGGCAACUGCCCAAUUUGGCCGUAGUUGGUCGAUCCCGGUCGGUGGACAGACGGGAGUGGACAAUUUUGGGUCGACCCAGGUCCGCCAUCCCGACUGCAACUGGCGAACGGCAGCUGGCCAUUUUGGCCGUAGGUGGACUGACGGAGAGUGGACAAUUUUGGGUCGAAGUUGGUUGACCCGGGUCCGCAAUCCGGACUGCAACUGACCGAACAGCAAGUGGCGAGAACAGCCCUCUUCGCGCGCCACUGCCAAAUUUGGCCUUAGGUGGUCGAUCUCGAUCGGUGGACAGGCGGGAGUGGACAAUUUUGGGUCGAAUUUGGUCGACCCAGGUCCGCCAUCCCAACUCGACUGGCCGAACGGCAGCUGGCCAUUUUGGCAAUAGGUGGUCGAUCCCGGUCGGUGGACAGACGGAGAGUGGACAAUUUUGGGUCGAAGUUGGUUGACCCAGGUCCACAAUCCGGACUGCAGCUGGCCGAACAGCAAGUGGCGAGAACAGCCCUCUUCGCGCGCCUGAAAACUUCUGUCAACUCCGGUCUCCGGUCAACUCCGGUUACAGAUGGAAGGAUUCGAGGAAAACUUCUGGAAGAAGGCGGAAGCACAAUUGAAGUGCCCCGUGCCCGCGCAUCUGAAGAGAGUGCUGCAAAGAACGGGGUACUUGAACUGUGCCUUGGAGGAUCUAAGUGAAGGCCAGAUACGGUCCAUCGAGGAAGACAUCAGAAGCCUCCCAGAACUUACGAACCUUCGACCCGGAAAUCCAAAAAUUGCUGAAUUCUGUGGGGAAUAUACAGAGAAAUGUGCAGACUUCAAGUUGAUGGCAGGCGAAAGGGCUUUGCUGCUCAAACUGUCUCAAGUCGUCAAAGCAAAAGGAUGGGGCUUCUUCCUAAAAGGAAGCAAAUCAAAACGUCCAGGUCCAGGUGCAACGCGAGGUGACUCCACUGAUGAGCUUGCACUGAGGCUGAAGCUGAAAGACUAUUUUGCUGCGAGACACGACGGAAGCGUCGAGUACGACAGAUUGUGCCAGGGCCUCGAUCAUGUUUCGAUUAGUUUUGAUGUCAAGAACAGUCGAGUCAAAAUUGCAUGCCCACUUUGCGAGACUGUCCAGGCCACCUGUAACACGGAACGAAGCGGUUCCUGGAAGAUCACCAACUUUGUGACUCACGUCAAAAAUCAUUGGAAGAAGCCGGACGAACCUGCAGAAAAACGUCAAAGAACGGCUCUUCUGAUUGAACGUGUACCAUCUGAACCUUCCCGAUCGCAAAGCCAGUCCGCAUCCGAUAGCUUGGACAGAAACGAACUCACCACCUCGCUCACGACGACGAGUGCGACUUAUGAUGACUUCACAAUCGAAUCAAUUCCAUUUGUUGACCCAGAUGACCAACGUGAAGACCAGGACGCAACUUCGACCGAGGCGCUAGACUCCGACAUUCCAGAGAAUUUAAACUAGCUGUGUGCCAACAGAGGGCCGAUGCUGGCACAGCUGAACAAGGCCGCAAGAAAUCUCCACGCCUGAUCGAUCUACUGCAAAAUGUUCACGAAAAAUCGGAAAAUUUGGAGAAAUUAAACGGAAUGCGCUACACACAGAGAGAACUGGACCUGUUUUUGUAUCAGUACGUUCAAGGAGGAGCUCAUUUUUAUCAAGAUCAACGAGCGAACGCAAUCUGCCCAAGCCAGGCGACUCUCAAAAGAUUGUUGAGCAAGAAAGCCGAACGUUUUGAAGAAGGUCAACUGCGAAUACACGA
This is a messenger RNA of Culex quinquefasciatus (southern house mosquito), 2258 nucleotides long. RefSeq lists its product as uncharacterized. NCBI's taxonomy places the organism in Eukaryota, Metazoa, Arthropoda, Insecta, Diptera, Culicidae. Bases 1076 to 1963 code for a protein of 295 amino acids. The record is from RefSeq and is a predicted model, not a curated record. The transcript is spliced from 6 exons.